UGAAGAAAUAAAUUGUACAGAAGAUACGAUGGAUAAUGAAACUAUACUAAAAUGGAUGGAGAUAGCUUUGAGCAAAGCUCUAGAUUCUCUGCGUGCUGGAGAAGUUCCUGUAGGCUGUCUUUUUAUUUAUCAAAAUGAAAUAAUAGCUACAGGAAACAAUACAGUCAAUGAAACACGUAAUGCUACUCGUCAUGCAGAGAUUAAUUGCAUUGAUGAUGUUCUAGAGUUUUGUAAAAGACGUAACUUAAAUUAUCAAGAAGUUUUUAAGAAUUUGGACGUUGUUGUAACAGUAGAACCUUGCAUUAUGUGUGCAGCAGCUCUUCAUCAGUUAAAAGUAAGAAGUAUUGUCUAUGGAUGUUCAAAUGAUCGGUUUGGAGGCUGUGGAAGUGUUCUUGACAUAGCUCCGAUUUACGAAUCUACUGUGAAUGUAGUAGGGGGAAUUAAGAGUGAUGAGACAAUGCAGUUACUCAAGGAAUUUUAUAAAGGGACAAAUCCUAAUGUUCCUGAAGAAAAGAAGAAAAAAGGACGGAAAAAUAAGGGUAAUACGAAAGAAGACAUUAACAAUCAAUAGAAUUUAUUUAUAAAAAGAUCAAUUUCAUAAGUAUGAUCGCAUAUUUCUUUACUUGAUUCGAAUCAACUACAUUACAAUUACUUAAUCUUGCAUUUAUCUUGGUACCACCUGACCAAUAGUUGAUUCUCCAGUAAAUAAUUUUUUUGCGUCAUAUUUAAAAUCUAGAACAACGAAUAAAUAAUUUUGAAUAACGAAUUACUCAUAGCAUCUAUAAAUUAUGAAUCUCAAUAGUUGAAAAACAAAUAAAUAUAAGUAUAAAUCUCACAAUAGUUAAUAAAAAAAAAAUACCGUUUAUAAUGGUGGAGGCAAACUAUACACUAAAUAGAAUUAUAAUAAAAUAAUGAAAUAUUUAGUUUCCUGAGCGUUUCAGAAUUAAAAUUAAACAAAUGGGAAGUUAAUAAUUCUGAUAGGUAAAAUAGCAAAUAUAUAUCAUUUCAAUAAAAAAAUAUUUGGGCCUUCUAAGUACUGGAUCAAUACGUUGACCAACUUCUAUCUGAACAAAUAAAAGGUUGAAUAUCACUUAUUCAUAUAAUCGACUUAAAUGUGAAGAUAAACUAGAUGGCAUUUACUUCCAUUAUGAAUCGUUUGAUUCUUAUCAAUACGAGCUUGAUUCGUACUAAUUAAAAAAAAAUCUUACGCAGUUAAAAGAUUUGACAUUAUCAACUAUUUGUUACUUGUUUUUAAAAAGUUUUAUGACAUUGUUAAUUUUAAAAAAAUGUCAGUCUUCUUUACAGAGACAAAUUUUUUCAAAAUCAAUUUAAGUGAUGGUCGUAUAAAUAUUAAGAUAAAAUUUAUAAUUGUCCAUCAAGUACAGUUUUUCAAUGUAUUCUUAAAUGAAAUACUGUAUUUUAAAAAAAUUCGUAAUAACGUCCUCUAUAUUUAUUCAUCAAUAUAAAUGACUUUAAUAUCUGAUCAAUUUUAAUCGUGAUACUCUUUGGAUCUGACAUUGUGAUUAAUUUUGUAAUGUUUUUAAACAAUGGUCAAACUAUUUAUUGAAGUCUUGAAUAGGCACUAAUGAAGAUAUAUGGAAAAUUCCAAUUCAAUUUUUUAUUUUUCUUAUAACAGCCUAAUCUUUUAUAAUUAAACAAUAACGUGAUUUAAAUGAGUAUUUUCUUUGACUCUAAAGUAAAUUCAGUAGAUUGAUUUAUACUCAUGUAAAGCCUGUAAUAUUCGCUACUCUGUGAAUUGAUUGUGAUAAUAGAUAAAUAGUGAUAAAACUCCAUAAAGUAUUAUUGGUAUUAAGCGAUAUUUAAAAAAUACUUCAGACUGUCUCGAUUUUUGCAUUUGCAAUUAAUACUUGAAGGUUUUUAGAAUUAUUUCGAACCUGAAAGAAGAAAGUUAUUACAUGCAUAAUAUAUGAAUUUACCUUAUAAAUUAUCAUUUUGACUUGCAAAUAUAAUGAGGUAUGAAUACUCACAAUUACUUUCAAUAUUUUAUAGAAAAUUUUCAAGUAUAAUUUAAAAUUUUUAUGUUUCUCCUUUUGAAUAAUAUAAUUUUAAAGGUAAAACAUCUAUUGAGCUUGAACGUUCGAAGCGAUAAUACUGGAAAACCGGCAAGAUUACCUGGAAGAACCGUUACUCGUUGAUGUUUCAUUGCAUCCCUUCUCUCAUACUAUUUGUUGAGCGUAAAAUAUGAUUAAACCGGUUUAUUUUUUCGCUAGCUUUUGAAUAGAACAUUGAAAGCCCUGACUAUUUUAUUUAGA
Molecule: messenger RNA, 2273 nt
Organism: Chelonus insularis
Lineage: Eukaryota; Metazoa; Arthropoda; Insecta; Hymenoptera; Braconidae
Product: tRNA-specific adenosine deaminase 2
Exons: 1
Coding region: 29-571 (180 amino acids)
Biological process (GO): tRNA wobble adenosine to inosine editing
Cellular component (GO): cytoplasm; nucleus
Molecular function (GO): tRNA-specific adenosine-34 deaminase activity
Source: RefSeq, a predicted model, not a curated record